This is a messenger RNA of Phytophthora infestans T30-4, 927 nucleotides long. RefSeq lists its product as uncharacterized. The coding region runs from base 1 to 927 and encodes 308 amino acids. Lineage: Eukaryota; Oomycota; Peronosporomycetes; Peronosporales; Peronosporaceae. The record is from RefSeq and is a predicted model, not a curated record. The transcript has 2 exons.
AUGCAACUCAAGGACUUGCAAGAUGAGAAAAAGGUGCUGUAUACGAAGAAGACCCAUUUGCAGAAUGAAGAACUACCCAUUCUGCGCAAAGCUGUGGAAAAGAGUAAGCAAUUGCUCUCUGCAGUAGUGGACAAACUGGAGCGUGCACGCGAGAAAGUUGCGCACGAUCAGGCUUCGUCCGUCAAGUUGUAUCAGCGACGACUGGAGAUGAUUGAAAGUGUGCGCUCAGCGAGUGGCAAAGGCGCCAGCGCCACAACAGAGGAAGAAGCGCGAAGACAAGCUCGACAAUCAUUCAGCGCCACAACAAGGUCACUUGCUACCAAAGUUGCAUUGCAGCAGUGUGAGUCCAUGUGCGACAAGAUUCAGAAAGCCACCGGGUUUUCCAAAAUGGAGCUCAUUUUCCAGAAAUUUUCACGUCGUGAGGAACUCAACGCGAGUUUUGAGGAGCAAGCCAAACUCUAUGAGGCUCGUCUGAAACAAAUCAAACUGAACCAGGCGGAGUUGGAGGAGCAGCUGCACUCUCUCGAGUUAUCGCAGGCUACGGCUACAACGGAAGAUCCACGGAUCCUAGAACAGAAACUACGCGCUGCCGAAGUAGAACUCGCACGUACAGAGUACACCCAGGCGAGUCUCCUCACCAGCUCCAAAGAGGUGAUAACCGGGGCCGCGAGAAUUGUAAAACUUAUGGGCAUCACGAACUGCAACGACCCAUACCAAAAUGCUAUACCGGCCUCUCGACUAUGGCCACCACCCGUAGGUUACGAAGGCGAGAGGAGCCUCACGUCUGAGUUUGAAACACUGGAAUCUCCUGCCAUCACUGUACUUUUACAGCUUUGCCAAGAUCGAGCGACGUUGAUGAUGGAUGCGGUUCGUUCACGAAGCUUGCGGGCGCAAGAAGCGAUCCGGACGUCAAUUUCUCGCUGGUAA